Molecule: messenger RNA, 3054 nt
Organism: Fraxinus pennsylvanica
Lineage: Eukaryota; Viridiplantae; Streptophyta; Magnoliopsida; Lamiales; Oleaceae
Source: the annotation of a GenBank genome assembly
AUGGUCCAACGCAUCCGGUUGCCUAACAAAACCCAUUAUUGUCCACGACCCGACCCGGAUGGGUCCGGGUCUGAGCUGGCGAAGGACCUUUCAUGGCCGUUCGGGAAGCUCGACGGUCUUGACAGGGAUGAUUUGCGGGAGGCUGCGUAUGAGAUUUUCUUCACGGCUUGCCGUUCGUCACCGGGGUUCGGUGGAAGGAGCGCCCUCACGUAUUAUAAUCCCUCUGAUGGAGGAGACGGAAUAGGGUUGGGUUCUCCAAUGAAGUCACCCGGUGUGGGAAUGGUGGUGAACAGCAGGGUUAAAAGGGCGUUGGGUUUGAAAAUGAUGAAGCGGUCUAAUCCUUCUUCCAGGCGGUCCAGCUCCUGUGGGUCUAACCCGAUGUCGCCGAGUGCUGCGAGCGGGACGGUAUCGAGCCCCCGCCUGGUGGCCUUCAGUACGGCGCCGCAGCCGAGGAUGAGGCGACCGAUGACGGCGGCCGAGAUCGCCAGACAACAGAUGAGGGUGACGGAGCAGAUUGACAAUAGGUUACGUAAAACUCUGAUGAGGACCCUCGUUGGCCAAAUGGGAAGGCGUGCAGAGACGAUAAUUCUUCCUCUAGAGCUACUACGCCACCUAAAACCAUCUGAAUUUAACGAUUCUCAUGAAUAUCAUUUGUGGCAGAAGCGUCAGCUUAAAAUCCUCGACGCUGGACUUCUAAUACAGCCUGCAAUUCCAAUUGACAAAUCUAACAAAUUUGCUACGAAAUUAAGAGAUAUAAUUCAGGCUUCUGAGAUGAAGGCAAUAGACACAGGAAAGAAUUCAGAAACCAUGAAAUCGCUAUGCAAUUGUGUUAUGUCCUUAGCUUGGAGAAGCCCUGACGGCUCCCCUACAGAUGUGUGCCAUUGGGCCGAUGGCUACCCUCUAAAUGUUCAUGUCUAUAUUGCCCUCCUUUACUCGAUUUUCGACAUAAAGGAUGAAACAUUAGUCGUUGAUGAAGUCGAUGAAUUGCUUGAGCUUAUGAAGAAAACAUGGUCUACAUUGGGAAUCAAUAGAUCAAUACAUAAUUUGUGUUUCACUUGGGUGUUGUUUGAGCAAUAUAUCAUGACAGAACAGAUGGAGUCAGAUCUACUAAGUGCAUCCCUUGCUAUGUUAACAGAAGUAGCAAAUGAUGCUAAGAAAGUUGACAGAGAACCUAUGUAUGUGAAAAUGUUGGCUUCUGUAUUGACUGAAAUGAAGAGGUGGUUGGAGCAGAGAUUGCUGGAUUACCAUGGAAAUUUUGAAAGAGGAUCAGUCGGGAUAAUGGAAAACAUUCUUCCCUUAGUUUUCUUGGCUACCAAGAUUUUAGAAGAUGUCCCUGGAUAUAUUUCAGAAGCACAACUAGAAAAGGGAGAAGUGACUAAGGACUCGGAUGGAAAUAGGAUAGAUCGCUAUAUCCGAUCUUCGUUGAGGAAUGCAUUUGCCAAGAUGCUUGAUGAGCAGUGUGUGAAUUAUGAAGCUCUCGAAGCACAAGAAGUGUGCCAGGUUCUCAUUAAUUUAGCUAACAAAACCGAAGAAUUGGCUGUAAAGGAAAAGGAAAUAUUCAGUCAUGUUCUCAAGAAAUGGCACCCUAUUGCAGCUGGAGUUGCUGCAGUGACUCUGCACUCUUGCUAUGGAACUUUGUUGAAGCAGUAUCUAACUGGGACACCCUUGCUCACGAACGAAACAAUCUCGAUAUUGCAGAGAGCAGGGAGGCUCGAGAAGUUGUUGAUUCAGAUGGUGGUUGAGGACUCGGGGGAAUGUGAAGAUGGAGGGAAAGCUAUUGUAAGAGAGAUGGUUCCUUAUGAAGUAGAUUCAAUCCUUUUACGGUUAAUGAAACACUGGAUUCAUGAAAGGUCGAAGAAAGGAAAGGAGUUUUUCCAGAGAUCAAAAGACACAGAAACAUGGAAUCCGAAGUCCAAAACCGAGCCAUAUGCACAUUCAGCAGUAGACCUGAUCAAAUUUUCCAAGGAAACAGUGGAGAACUUCUUCGAAAUUCCAGUUAACAAAUCAGAAAAUUUAAUUUUUGAUCUUGCUGAUGGCUUGGAGCAUAUCUUCAAAGAAUACAUUACAUUUGUCGCAUCAUGUGGAUCAAAGCAGAGUUAUCUCCCUACACUUCCUCCUCUAACACGAUGUAGUCAGAACUCGAAAUUCAUCAAACUGUGGAAAAGAGCAGCAUGCAGUGUUGGAGUAGAAGAUCCGAACCAAAACAAUACAGAUGAUGGAAAUCACCCACGCCCUUCAACUAGCCGUGGAACACAACGCCUUUACAUUCGGCUUAACACCUUACAUUACCUUCAGUCUCAGCUCCACUCACUCGACAAAACAUUAUCCCUCUCCUCGAAGGUCACUCCAUCACCCCAAAACCAGCUAAAUAACAGAAGUAGACAACUUAGCCGUUCCUAUUUUGAACAUAGCCGAUCAUCUAUACAAGUAUCCUUUCAGCAUGUGUCAGAAGUUGCUGCCUAUCGUUUAAUAUUCCUCGACUCAAACUCUGUCUUCUUUGGAAGUCUAUUUGUUGGUGAUGUAACAAACUCACGCAUUAGGCCAGCAUUAAGAAUACUCAAGCAGAAUCUUACUCUUUUGUGUGCAAUAGUUACUGAUCGUGCUCAACCACUCGCACUAAAAGAAGUAAUGAAGGCAUCUUUUGAGGCCUACCUUAUGGUUUUGCUAGCAGGGGGAAGCUCUAGAAUCUUUUCAAUGUUUGAUCACCCAAUGAUCGAGGAAGACUUUGAUCAUUUGAAACGCGUGUUUUAUACGUGUGGAGAAACUUUGAUAGUCGAGGAUGUGGUGGAAAGGGAGGCUGAGACGGUGGAAGGUGUCAUAGCAUUGAUGGGCCAGUCGACUGAGCAAUUAAUCGAAGAUUUCAGCAUUGUGGCUUGUGAAGCCAGUGGAAUAGGUGUUGUUGGUGUAGGGCAGAAGCUGCCUAUGCCUCCGACUACUGGAAAAUGGAAUCAAUCAGAUCCUAAUACGAUACUGAGGAUUCUUUGCUAUAGGAAUGAUCGAGCUGCUAAUCAUUUCUUGAAGAGAACAUUCCAAUUAGCAAAGAGAAGGGGGUGA